Molecule: messenger RNA, 747 nt
Organism: Vitis riparia (riverbank grape)
Lineage: Eukaryota; Viridiplantae; Streptophyta; Magnoliopsida; Vitales; Vitaceae
Exons: 1
Coding region: 1-747 (248 amino acids)
Molecular function (GO): nucleic acid binding; RNA-DNA hybrid ribonuclease activity
Source: RefSeq, a predicted model, not a curated record
AUGGCUCGUACUUUUGACAAAGUUGAUAUUCAUUAUGUCACUCAGAAGUCUAUCAGAUGGAGCAUUGUUGCAGAUCACUUAGCCUCACUACCAGUUUCUGAUGGUAGAGCGACUGAUGAUGACUUUCCUGAUGAGGAUAUCGCUGUAGUGAAUAGUUUGUCAGGUUGGUACAUGUACUUUGAUGGUGAGGCCAACCAUUCUGCAUACAGGAUAGGUACUCUCCUGAUAUCCCUUCUUGGUGACCACAUUCCUAGAUCUGUUCGUUUAGCAUUCCCUGAUCGACACCCUGCCACGAACAAUAUUGUUGAGUAUAAGGCUUGUAUCUUGGGAUUGGAGAUAGCUCUUGAGCUCGGGAUUAGACAGAUGGAGGUGUUUGGUGACUCUAAUAUGGUAUUGAGGCAGAUUCAGGGCCAUUGGAAGACUAGAGAUGUGAAGCUUAGGUCUUACCAUGCAUACUCAGAGCUACUGGUUGGGAAAUUUGAUGAUUUGAGUUAUACACAUCUGUCUAGAGCGCAAAACCAGUUUGUUGAUGCUUUAGCUACUCUAGCUUCCAUGAUUGAUAUUCCUAUUGAUAUUGUUGUUCGCCAUUUACUGAUUGAGUUAAGAUCAGUUCCUACCUAUUGUUGCUUGGUUGAUGAGGCAGAGUUAGAUUAUGGUUUGCCUUGGUACCACGACAUAUAUCAGUUUUUGAGACUUGGCAUAUAUCCUGAGGUCAUCAUGACCAAGGACAAAAGAGCAUUGAGAUAG